This is a messenger RNA of Meyerozyma guilliermondii ATCC 6260, 1896 nucleotides long. RefSeq lists its product as uncharacterized. Bases 1 to 1896 code for a protein of 631 amino acids. The record is from RefSeq and is a predicted model, not a curated record. The transcript has a single exon. Lineage: Eukaryota; Fungi; Ascomycota; Pichiomycetes; Serinales; Debaryomycetaceae.
AUGGAUACGCCAGAGGUAAAUCCCUCUAGGACAAUUGAGAAGUUUGUGCUUUGUGAAAUCCUGAAAGAUCCAUUUUUUGUUUUUAUCGUUAAGGAUGAGACGAAGGAUUUUCCUUACAGUAUUGAGAUCCAUGAGCAAGCAAGAAACAUGGUAAGUACCAAUGUUCUUCAAGUCCUCUCAAUUCCACCAUUCAUGCAACGAAAGAAUACCAAUAAUGCUUCUCCUCAAUUCAAGCUAAAAGUGAGAAAGUCCUAUAUGCUCCUCGGUAACUCAGAGGGCUUCAUUUAUGUCUACAAAUCUGAGAGCUUCAAUCCUCCGAAAUACCAUAUGGGAAACUACGACUUCAAAUUGCAGGCAACCAGAAAACAUUGCUGUCAACCACUUGUCGCCAAGCAUGGUUUGUCGAAAGUCAUAGACGAGGAAAUGUUUUUCCAAACUAGCUGCUUUGAGGAUGAGCCACUCUUCGAUAUUGUUGGAGAUUGGUUGGUUUAUUCUCCAACAAAGUACGAAUAUAACCUCAUUAAUGCUGUCAUCAAGAGCAGUAGCGAUAAGCCAAUGGUGGUGAAAAACGAUGAUGUUGAUCCUUUGGCAAUGCCGCGUGAAGAUGUGCUCUUGUCUAGCCCUGACAUGUUUACUCCUGUAAAGUUGCCGCCUCCUGGUCCAGUACUCAAUACCGUUUUGUCGACGCUAUCGAAAACAGCAUUGGACGGACUUUUCAAAAUUUCAGAGGCCAGUUCCAACAAGCUCAAAGAUUAUCUUAAUUCUGAGAAAACCCCUCCAGAACAAUCCAGUGGAGAAGAAAGAAACAUGGUUCAACAGCUCAAUUCUUUAGGAAAAUCGUUUGGCAAACUUCUUUAUUCUACAGCAAGCAGUACUGCGGCAACUAUCCACAAGAGUACAAUGCAUUUGGUUCCCAACGACAAUCAAUUGAUCAAGAUUGUUGACUUGAAAAGCGACAAGGUUAUGUGUCUUUUCAAACCGCCUGGAGGUGUUUCCAACCUUUCAAUUUCCCCUUAUGAUUUACAAAUGGUUCAUUCCAGUUACCGUGGUGAUCUAUUCUAUAUGUGGGACUUGUUCAAACUACCGAAGGAGGUAUCACUCACCGGCAAGUUUGUUCGAGGUAAAACAUCAGCUAGUGUCAAGAACAUAUUCUGGUUCAUCAACAACUACGAUGGAAAUAAUCUUAUCAAGGGGUUGAAUUCUGGAUUUGGAUGUAUUACAAAGUCGUCUGGGUCUAUCCAUUGGUACAACAUCAAUUACCUUCUGGGAAACUCCAACAAUAACUAUCCUAACAGAUUGAGAACUACGGGGGCUGAGGUUACAAAAAAUACAAGCAAAAGUGCAUUUAUUGAUUCGUGGAUACUAUCAGAGCAUGCCUCAAAGUUUCUAACAGUUCCGAACGCUGCUGACAUGCUAGACUGUAAUGCUUCACCUCAUGAGGUUGGACAGAUGGCGGUGAUCGAUGAUAUGAAUACUCUCAAGUUGAUAUCUCCUUUGAACGGAAGCUAUUUGUUCAAAUAUGAACUUCCUAUGGUUCCUGUUGAUUCAUCUGCUGUUCCGACAACGCUGCCAAUUGCAUUGCCUACUGAAACAGAUAAGGCUACUGAUGCUCCAUUAUCGCAGUCUGAGAUUGAAACUUGUGGACCAUAUUUGAAUCUCAUCUCCAACAAAAAUGUGGAGUUGGCUACGUAUGAUUUUGACAACGAUGGUGUGGAAGACUUUGACCAGUUACAAAGCUUGUUCAAGACGAUCGGUCCUGAAAUUCCUACUCGAGAUAUUCAUUUCGAUAAACAUGAACAAGAUGCAAUUGACGAACAAGAAGCAACUGUUCUCGCAGACGAGAUCCAUGAGGGACUCGUGUUCAACGAGGAAAAUGUGGAGAGGUUGGAGACUUAA